AUGAAGCCCGAAGAAAGAUCCUUAAAGAGGCUCAAGUUUGAGACGCAGACACAGAAGCUGAUGAAUUUUCCGAUUGAGAUUGUGGAUCUUGAAGAUGAUGAAUUCUUUUUAACGCCCAUUCUACAAAAGGGCGGCACCACUAAGGACACUGCCAUCGCAGUUGAUCACUACACUGAAGAUAAAGAACUCCAGCAUGCUCUCAUGGCUUCUCUUUUUAAACCCACCACCGACACCACCACCACUCUACAAAACUUAAUUCAUCUCGACAACUACAACGAUGACUUCGACGAUUUACAUGUACUUAAUUUUAAGCCCCUAAACACUCGUUUUUCUAAAAGAAGAAAACCCUUUUCAAAUCCUUCCGUAACCGAAACUGGGCAGUCUUCAAAUUCUCAAAACGAUGAUGGCCCGGAGUUUAUUUGUGAGAUCUGCGUCGAACCCAGGACUGCAAAUGACUCAUUUAACAUAAAGGGUUGCUCUCAUGCGUACUGUAAGGACUGCACGGCCAAAUACGUGGCCUCAAAGUUGCAAGAAAACAUUACUUCUAUCCCCUGUCCAGUACCGGACUGUGGAGGAUCGUUAGAGCCCGAGUACUGUAGAAAUAUUCUUCCUCAAGAUGUUUUUGAUCGGUGGGGAAGUGCCUUGUGUGAGGCUGUGAUUCUCGAGGCACAAAAGUUUUAUUGUCCGUACAAAGAUUGUUCAGCGCUUUUGAUUGACGAUGGAGGAGAGGUUAUAAGUGAAACAAAGUGUCCGAAUUGUAGGAGAAAAUUUUGUGCGCAAUGUAAAGUUCCUUGGCAUGCGGGGAUUGAGUGCAGGGAGUUUCAAGAAUUGAAUAAGGAUGAGAGAAGCGGUGAAGACAUUAAGUUGAUGAAGCUGGCACUGAAAAAGAAGUGGAAGAGGUGUCCUUAUUGUAAGUACUUCGUUGAGAAGAAAUCAGGUUGCAUGCAUAUGAAGUGCAGUGGUGUUAUCAUGGGAUUAAAAUGUUUUUAAGGCUUGCUUAUCCUCAUCCAUGGAGCUUGUUACUUCAGGCUAACUACAGACUUUGUCUUGAUCAUUUGUAGAUAAACUUGUGUGAAUGAACUUCUGGUGAAGUUUUACAUGAUGUUUUUACACUGGCCACAUAUAAUUUUGGCAAAGACUAUACUAUAAUUAAAUCUGAUCUAACUUUCAGAAUUUUUUGCUGGGCGAAUGGAUUGAACAGAUCCGAUUUUAGGUCCAAAAACUUUGGUAUGAUUGAGUUGCAAUUUUUUAUUUUUAUUUUUU
Pistacia vera is the source of this 1263-nucleotide messenger RNA. RefSeq names its product probable E3 ubiquitin-protein ligase RNF217. The transcript is spliced from 2 exons. Gene Ontology annotation, cellular component: cytoplasm; ubiquitin ligase complex. NCBI's taxonomy places the organism in Eukaryota, Viridiplantae, Streptophyta, Magnoliopsida, Sapindales, Anacardiaceae. Gene Ontology annotation, molecular function: ubiquitin protein ligase activity; zinc ion binding; ubiquitin conjugating enzyme binding. The record is from RefSeq and is a predicted model, not a curated record. Bases 1 to 990 code for a protein of 329 amino acids. Gene Ontology annotation, biological process: protein polyubiquitination; positive regulation of proteasomal ubiquitin-dependent protein catabolic process; ubiquitin-dependent protein catabolic process.